UUUUUGUUCUUUCACUUCUCUCCCACUAAAACCCUAUCAAUCAAUCCAUCCAUCCAUCCAUCUUCCAUUUCUGCGAAGAAAAAUGUCUCGACGUCUGGAUAUGUCUCUGGAUGACCUAAUCAAGAGUAACAGUCAAUCUAGAGGACCAUCCAACCGUAAUCCCAGAGUUGGUAAGGGCUUAGAAGCUAAUCGCGGCCAUGGUACCGCUCCGGCUCAAAGUUACGGUUCCGGUCCAGCCCGGCGCAUGCCUUCCGUUGCUCCGGCGAGAUCGACACCGUAUCCGCUUCCACAGAUGCUUCAGUUCGAACAAAUGCCACCUCCUGGAGGAAAGGAAGCAGAAUUAGGUUCUAAGAUUUACAUUUCCAACUUGGGUUAUGACGUUUCCAAUGAGGAUCUCAAGAUGUUGUUCUCAGAAGUUGGUCAGUUGAAAGACCACUCAAUUCAUUAUGACAAGAGUGGCAAAUCCAAGGGAACUGCAGAAGUGAUUUACUUUAGUCAAUCAGAUGCUUUAGCAGCAAUUAGAAAAUACAACAAUAUACAACUUGAUGGGAAGGCAAUGCAAAUUCAUAUGGUUGGUGUGGAUAUUGUACCUCCUCAACAACCCACUUUGUUACAUACUUCCAAUGGCAUUUUGGCGAAUCCAAAUGAUGGCAUUUUAGGAAGACCACCACCACCUGGGGCCUAUGAAAGGAGGUGGAAUAAUAAUAAUAAUAAUAAUUAUAGUAACGGUAAUGGUGGUGGAUCUGGAAGGGUGGGACGUGGUGGAAAUGGAAGAGUUGUCCAGAAGAAGAAGGAGAAGGUUUGCUGUGAAGAUCUUGAUGCAGAUUUGGACAAGUACCAUUCAGAAGGCUUGAAGAGAAAAGAAGAAGAUAAUAGUAUCUAGCUAGCAACUUCACCUUCUAAGGAAAGAGAUCUCUGUUUUCGCAAUCUGAUUUUUGUUUGUCAUUGUUUAGUUAUGAAUUAGAUCUACAAAGGAAAGAUGAAGACUUUAUUUUU
This is a messenger RNA of Impatiens glandulifera, 996 nucleotides long. RefSeq names its product THO complex subunit 4A-like. The transcript has 5 exons. Gene Ontology annotation, cellular component: nucleus. Gene Ontology annotation, biological process: mRNA export from nucleus. The record is from RefSeq and is a predicted model, not a curated record. The coding region runs from base 83 to 883 and encodes 266 amino acids. Lineage: Eukaryota; Viridiplantae; Streptophyta; Magnoliopsida; Ericales; Balsaminaceae. Gene Ontology annotation, molecular function: mRNA binding.